CCGCGUCACUGGGAUGCGGUCGCCGGAGCCGGGCACAUAGCCGACCAUCCCCGCUCACAUGCCCACCGCCGAGAGGGACCACUCACCAUUUCCUCCACCCACCAAAGAUGACAGCUCCACCAAACGUAACCCAUGCAGCGCCACAGCAACAGCGCUUCUUGGUGUUGUUCGACUUUGAUGAGACCAUCAUCAAUGAGAGCAGCGAUGAUGCUGUGGUGCGUGCACUACCAGGCCAACACCUUCCUGACUGGCUGAGAAACAGCUACAGGGAGGGGCACUACAACGAGCAUAUGCAGAAAGUCUUGGUCUAUAUGGCGGAGCAGGGCGUGUCCGUGGACUCCAUCCAUUCAGCGGUGGAGAAGAUCCCCCCCACGCCUGGCCUCCUCAACCUCUUCCAGUAUCUGCACGGCCACCAGCAGGACUUUGAGCUGACGGUGGUCUCCGACGCCAACAUGUACUUCAUUGAGACGUGGCUUAAGUGUGCUGGUGUGCGUGACCUUUUCCGGAAGAUUUUCACAAACCCGGCAAGUUUUGAUGCGAAUGGCUGUCUCGAGCUGCUCCCUUUCCACUCCCACUCGUGCUCCUGUUGUCCUGAAAACAUGUGCAAGCAGGUGAUCCUUCGGGAGUAUCUGGCGGGGCGUCAAAAGGAGCGUGGUGGUGCCCCCUUCCAGAAGGUAUUCUACAUCGGAGAUGGGGCCAAUGAUAUCUGUCCCUCUCUGGCUCUGGGGCCCCGGGACACAGCCUUCCCCAGGAGGGACUUCCCUAUGCACAGGCUGCUGCUGGAGAGGCAGCAGUCCCAGGCAACCAAGUUCAAGGCAAACAUCGUUCCUUGGGUCAGCGGCGAGGACAUAGUGGACUGCCUGAAGAAAAUAAUGGAGGAGAGAUGAGAUGCGUGCGUGUGGUGUGUGUAUGUGUUUGCGUGUUUGAAAGUGAAUGAAGGGGGCAAAUAUAGCGAAGGUGAACCCACCCCAGUCCUGGUGAGCAGCAGGAUAUGCAUGAUUUUACCCCAGCCACACUUGGUACAACUUGUAAAGAUCUAACCAAAUACUGUGUAUCUAUUUGAAUCACCAUUUUUUUUUUAGAGGAGUAGUUCGAGAUUUUUGGAAAUCACUUUUUUUUUUUGGAAAUGUUAAUUAGUGGCUUUUAGGGGAUCAGAAAGGCGGAUUCACCAACAUGUCGAACUAUUCCUUUAAUGCUAGCCUGGUAUAAAAGCCUUUUGCCAUUGUUAUUAAUAGGUUUAAGUGAUCAAUAAUAGAGAUAAGCAGUCUCGAUGAUGCUCUAAGUUAGGGUUUCAAGUCUGAUCAAAAUGCUGACGAUCUUAAAACCAGUUGUGUCUAGAGUGCUCCGGAGUGAGCUUAAUCCAAUGCAGUCAGCUCACUUAUCACAUCCUUCAAUAUGAAUGUAAUUUAGUUUACAUUUGACUGUCUCACUGUAUCUGACAUUUUUUAGCCAUCCUGGAGAUUUUAGUGACCACGAGCAACAUCUACUCCACUCUUGUGGGUCUCUAGUGUUGUCGGGCUUGUUUUUAAAACACUUAACACUGCAAGUAUUCAAGGACUGCGACGAUGGACACAUAAGUAGGAUCAGGUGUUGUAGCACUACCUGGGACAAAAGACCACACAUGUCGUGUCAGGCAGGGACAAGCACGGCAUACAGCAGGGAUAAGGUAACAGAGACUCAUGCACAGUACCUGUGCUCUAUCUGCCACUCAGUACUGAUACCUAAUCUAGGGCUUGAUUAUACAAUGGUAUUCUACACCAGCAUGAGAUCCAAAGGCCAAUUGCAGCCAUACGCCUGCACUUUGGCCCAACAUUAUACCCUGUGACUCUAAAACAAGGAAAGAAAAUGUGAUGCAAAGUAACAACUGAAGAUUUAACAUUGUAUGUGUGUAUUUAUUAGCUAGCACUCACUGUACUUGUGCCCUAUUAAUACUCCCAGUGAAUAUUAGUGUUAACAAAAGGGUUUAGGUUGAGGAGGAUUUAUAGCCUCGGAAAAGCCUCCUUUACGUUUGAAUGUAUUCCCAGUAAACUAUAGUGUUCUGAGUUGGUGAUAAUGAACUUCUUUAGUAAAUUUGCAUAUUUAACUCAACGUGUAACCUCAUUCUGCCUCACUAAACCCAUGACAGGGACUGGAAAAUAUAUUUUAAAACAUCAAUACAGGGCACUUAUAUAGAGAUGGUUUACAGGGACAUUAAAUAUUUUGUUUAUAUUCAGGAAAUGGUAAAAUAUUCUGUCUUGUUCAAUUUGUUUAAGUUGUUCCAUCCUAUAAUGGGGCAUGUAUACUGUGCAUUUGCUGAUUUUUUCAGCAUGUUAAAGGUUUCCACAUUAGUAUACAGUACACACAAGUUUACAAUCACUGACAUCGGUCCUGUCUGGUAACUUUGCUAGAGGUAGUAUGAAUAAUUGAGUAUAUAUUUGCAUUUUUUUAAUCACUAUCCAAAGACUGAACAUCUUUUCAAGCCAUUGCAGUUAACAAUAGGAAGGUUUGGGUGCUGAUGAAAAGCAGUCAAACAGAUAAGUAUAUAAUAAGCUUGUUAAUUGAUGAAAUAUACUUUUAGCCUUGAAAAACAACAUUAUGCUAUAUAAGUGCUGGAAAUGUCCUUUUCAGUGUUUUAGUUUCUCAGGGAGUAGAGAAGAAAGUGUUAACAAGCAAACAUAGCGAUAUAUGUUUAGAAAAAUAUAUUUAUUUGCUGAUCUAAGAACAGAAUGGUAACUUAUGCUUAAAAAAUAUGUUUAUGAGAAGUAAUCAACGCAGCUGGAGAGUGAUCCUGAGAUUCUUUGAGAUCAAAACCGAAUCCAUUAAUGCUUUAUGAUUAGGAGACUAAGUCAGCUUUACUCCUUAUGAUGCUAAGGUUAUUAAAACUUUAACAAGGUGUAUUUGAAUUGACUUUUUGUGUACCUGUAAAACUUCCAUGGAGUUUUGUGCAAUAACUAUACUGUAUACUUGAUAUAAUGUAAAAUACAUUUAAGGUGAAACAUAAAGAAUAAUUUGACAUUUUCAGGGAUGUGAUUCGACACCAGAUCACCAAACUAAAGAGUUUUUUUAAAUGAAACUUUAAAAUGGUAUUAUGGCUUCACAACAACCAAAUAAAAGUAUGUGUAGUUAGGAUUCUGCUUGACUAAUAUGCUACUUUUUUCUUUUUUUUGAGGUUUGUUGUAUAGUGUGUUUGUGUUUUUAAGCAUUUAUGUGUGUAAUGCAUCAGUGUAACAGGAAUAUAAAGCCAUUAUCUGAUUAA
Molecule: messenger RNA, 3235 nt
Organism: Cottoperca gobio
Lineage: Eukaryota; Metazoa; Chordata; Actinopteri; Perciformes; Bovichtidae
Product: probable phosphatase phospho1
Exons: 2
Coding region: 108-887 (259 amino acids)
Molecular function (GO): phosphatase activity
Source: RefSeq, a predicted model, not a curated record